AUGAACGAAGCAAGGUUCAGCCCACUUACAAGUUUUGGGCCAAGCAAUAAAGUUUUGCCCGACGAUAGGACGUAUGAACUUAAGAAUGUUGAGCCGAUGGCUCUUGGUGCCUGGCGGGUGGAUACAAAAGUGGAGUCUGGCUUGGGGUUGAUUGACCUGUACGGCCCGUCCAAUUAUCUGGCCAUAUAUGAGAAGAUGGAACUU
Molecule: messenger RNA, 204 nt
Organism: Dovyalis caffra
Lineage: Eukaryota; Viridiplantae; Streptophyta; Magnoliopsida; Malpighiales; Salicaceae
Source: the annotation of a GenBank genome assembly